AUGAUUUCAGCAAUCUGGCUCCUUCUGCUGCUGCUUCUUCUUCUUCUUCUUCUUCUUCUACUGCUGCUGCUGCUGCUGCUACGAUGGAGCAAGGCUUCGAUCCAAACAGGAUCUCUUGGCAACCUAGCCCAUGCACAUAGAUGCGGCCAACCCUUCUAUUCGGAGGCUAUUGCUCUUGGUCAGUGGCACUCUUAUCAGCGACCGUCUCUCCUGUGGUCUUCCAUCACAGAAGGCACUCGAGGCGGCGGCUAG
Messenger RNA from Ustilago hordei, 252 nucleotides. RefSeq lists its product as uncharacterized. The record is from RefSeq and is a predicted model, not a curated record. Bases 1 to 252 code for a protein of 83 amino acids. The transcript has a single exon. Lineage: Eukaryota; Fungi; Basidiomycota; Ustilaginomycetes; Ustilaginales; Ustilaginaceae.